This is a messenger RNA of Jatropha curcas, 1526 nucleotides long. RefSeq names its product beta HLH protein 93 (gene BHLH093). NCBI's taxonomy places the organism in Eukaryota, Viridiplantae, Streptophyta, Magnoliopsida, Malpighiales, Euphorbiaceae. Gene Ontology annotation, molecular function: DNA-binding transcription factor activity; protein dimerization activity; sequence-specific DNA binding. Gene Ontology annotation, cellular component: nucleus. Gene Ontology annotation, biological process: regulation of DNA-templated transcription. The record is from RefSeq and is a predicted model, not a curated record.
GAAAGGAAGAAAGAAAGUAACAAUUUGACUAUCUAUUUAUAUUACAAAUAUAAAUAUUCUACUUGGUGCAAGUUCUUAUUCUUGAGCAUCCUCUCUGGAUCAUUACUGUUUAUCAGUCUCUAAGCUUGUUUUUCUAGAGAGAGAAAACAUGGAGCUUUCUCAACAUGGUUUCUUGGAGGAAUUACUUAAUCAAGGUCAAAGAAGAGACAGUUGGGCAAAUUUUUCAAAUGGCUCAAAUGAGUUGUUCUUCUCUAGUAGUAGCAGUAACAGUGGAUGGAACUUUGAUUCUUUUGAUGAUAACACAAAUUUAUCAACACCAAAUCCUUCAUUUUUAGGAUUUUCCACUCCCUUUGACUGCCCAUCUUUUAGUGAUCAAAGUAAUUACCCCUUUCUUGAUGGGUUCACUACUUUACCUACAGAGAUUAAUGAUAAUGACAAUACAGCUCCUACUCCUACUCCUCCUCCAUUUACAAUCCAAGAUCAAGAUUACCCAUCAAUAGUUGAAAAUGAUCUUCUUAGAGAUCAAAUUGGUUUUGAAGAAAGAUUAAGUAGUUGCUGCAAAGUUGAAAUGGAGCAAGCAGCAGCAAGUAAUAAUAAUGUUCAUCAGAUUUUUACUAUGGGUUCAAAUGCAGAGAAAAAGAACAAAUCCAAGAAAUUAGAAGGACAGCCUUCAAAGAAUUUAAUGGCAGAAAGAAGAAGAAGAAAGCGCUUAAAUGAUCGCCUUUCUAUGCUUAGAUCAAUUGUUCCCAAGAUUAGCAAGAUGGAUAGAACUUCAAUCCUUGGAGAUACAAUAGAUUACAUGAAAGAACUUCUUGAAAGGAUAAAUAAGUUGCAAGGAGGAGAAGAAGAAGAAGAAAGUGAAGAAGGAACAAAUGAAAUGAACUUAAUAACAAAUUUAAAGGAGCUUAAGCCAACAGAAGUUCUUGUAAGAAAUUCUCCCAAGUUUCAUGUGGAAAGGAGAGAGAUUGAGACCAGGAUUGAUAUUUGCUGUUCUGCAAAACCAGGAUUAUUAUUAUCAACUGUUAACACAUUAGAAGCUUUAGGCCUUGAGAUUCAACAAUGUGUUAUUAGUUGCUUCAAUGAUUUUUCCUUGCAAGCUUCUUGUUCAGAGCCUGCUGAGCAGAGAACACUACUUGCUCCUGAGGAUAUAAAGCAAGCAUUGUUUAGAACUGCUGGCUAUGGAGGAAGAUGUCUGUAGAAGAAAAGAAAAAAUUGGAGAACAAAGUUAUUUCAAAGAGGUUGAAGAGAGAUGGAGCUCUUUUUUUUCCAAGUCUGUCCCUGAAGAAAUUUAAUUUGCUAGUGACAAGUUGUAAUAAAUGUUUGUUUAAUAAGUAUAUGUCUAUCUAUAGAUUUAUUCUCACUACUUAGUUAUUAAUUAUAGAAGGAUUAAUCAUGUAUGGACCAUUGUAUUCCUUCUCUAACUGAAACCAUUAAAUGUAUGAUUUGGAAAUAGUUAAGAAUAUAUGUCUUAGCUCUUUGGCAGAGUAGGAAUGUUUUUGGAAUAAAUGUACAGAAUUUAGAGAUAA